UUGAGCCACAGUAAUACAUACAAUGGUAAUAUCUAAAUAUAUGUAACCAGUGAUUACAAGUCAUGAUUUCCGCUACGAUCGUGUAACCACGCCUUCCUAUAAAACGCAAGUUCAAAGUCAGGAGGGCUGUUGUGGUAAAUGUGAGUGUCACCAUUAAGGUCGACCAUAAUGAAGUACAUACUUGUGAUUUUAGGAUUGCUAUAUUUCUUUUGCAUCAGUUCUGCGUUUCAAAUAUCAUACGAUUCUCCAAACAAUUUUGGAAAUUCCUUAGCUCGGGAAAAAAGACAAUUGGAAGAUUUAGAUGCUGAUGAAUUUUCAUCUGGACUAACAAAAGAUGCCCAAGAAGAACCAAGUUUUUGGGAUAGAGUUGUCAAAGUAGCUUUGAGAUUAUUUAACAAAUUUAUAGAAUGGCUUAAUACAUAAAAAUAUGUUGGAUACUAAUAAACUUUAUCCAGUAAUAACCAGUAUUGUUAAAUCAAACCAGUUAUAAUUCUGACUGAAAUUGAAAGAUAAAAUAUAAAUGUUGGCGAUUUAUUAUAAUAUUAUUGAAUAAAAAAAAUGUUUUCUUACCCAAUACCAGAGAUAAUAUAAUACUACAUAUAUUAUUACCCAAUACUAAUUUCUAAGUCAGUUUUAUAUAAUAUAUUAUGCAGUAUUGUAGUGUGGUAGAACAUAAUUACCUAUGUGGAAAAGCUUCAUGAGGUCACAGAAUAAUAACUAGUAGU
This is a messenger RNA of Colias croceus (clouded yellow), 725 nucleotides long. RefSeq lists its product as uncharacterized. Bases 169 to 423 code for a protein of 84 amino acids. Lineage: Eukaryota; Metazoa; Arthropoda; Insecta; Lepidoptera; Pieridae. The transcript is spliced from 3 exons. The record is from RefSeq and is a predicted model, not a curated record.